Acaulospora colombiana is the source of this 1023-nucleotide messenger RNA. The record is from the annotation of a GenBank genome assembly. NCBI's taxonomy places the organism in Eukaryota, Fungi, Glomeromycota, Glomeromycetes, Diversisporales, Acaulosporaceae.
AAGGAAUUGGAAGACCUGAAGGGUAGCAAAGGAAAGGAAGAAGAGUCUAGGGUUCUAGUUAUGGAGAGUUUGUUAGAGGACGCCAAGCGCCUCAAGAGCCGAUAUGAGGCCGAAUAUCUCAAGGAACACCGCGAAAAGUUGGUUUUAUUGGCAGAGAUGGAGGAAAUCCGAGCAGGAAGGGGUGACGGGGGCGAAGCGGCCAUCGCGUUGCGACAAAGGCUGAACGAGACUGUAGAUGAACUGGACAAGCUCAAAAAAGAGCACAACGAGCUCGAGAUCAAAUUCGAGCAAGUAAACAAGGAGCUUACUAUUGCAAAGUCUGACCUCAACCUUGUCAAUAAGGAUCAAGUGGAGAUUCUACACUCACUGAGAGAGACCCUCAACCAAGACAAAGAAGCUUUGGAAUCCGAAGUGAAUACUUUACGUGGCCAACUCACAGAGGUAUCAGAUAAGAACAAGAUGCUCCUUGAACAAGUCAAUUCUCUCUUGAUGGAAAAGGUCACCAUGCAGACCGAUGGCUUGGGUCAGCGAGAAAGAAUGCUUGAGAGGGAAAGAGAAUUAGGCGAUCUCAGAAUGGUACUCGCAGGAAAGGACAUACCAGAGGACGUCAAAGCUAAAAUGAUGUCCUUGCAUGAGGAGGCAUCAAAUGCCAGAGAGCAAUUAAAGACCGCCAACGAGAAGUUGACCAAGGCAAGACAGUUCAUCAAGUCGCAAGACAAGCUCUUCAGAGAAGAGCAUGCAAAAGCCCUAAAUAAUUUAGCUGGAGGGCAAUUUGACGAGGCCGAAGAAAGUUUCCGCUCUCAGAUCAAGAUUCUAGAGGACGAAUUAGCUCGUGUGAAGAAAUUAUCCAUCGAAGCAGAGCAGCGAUAUCGUAAAGAACAAGAGUUGAUGCUAGGUCAUCUUCAUGUCUUUGGAAUGAAGCUAGCAAAGCAACACCUCGCCAAUCAACCCAAGGCAGCAGGAGGGGGCGGACCAAAUAGCUGGUUAGGACAACAAAGAAUGAACGUAAGUGGUUCAUGGUGA